CACACUCGACAUUUUAAUGAGCUGAAUGCAAUCGGAUUCGGAAUUUCGGAUCUCUUCGUACCAUUUUUUUUGGGUAGGAACUUCGUACCAUUUCUACUAUUAGCAGCGGCAGGUAAGCUAGAAGCCAAAGCGACAGCGGGAGUGACAGGAUCCAUGUCCUUCAAUGGCUAUUUAGCUUAAUAAUAGCCAGCCCAAGCCUACUUCACUCUCUACCUAGAUACUCACUGUACCCUUUGUCUUCCUCCGUCCACUUCACAGAUUCUCCCAUCGCACCUUUUCGUUAUUUGGAUUUCGGAUUAGAUUCCUCUCUAUAAAUCCCCCCCAAUCAUGGCGGCAGCCCAAUCACCAUCACCCGAUCUUUCCACCGGUAACAAUUUCUUCAUCAUCUCUCUGUCUCCCGCCCCUUCCUCUUUUAAUUCUCUCUUCAUCUUGAUCGCUAGGUCUUUCGAUUUGAUCUUCGAUCGAUCUGUUCUGUUUGUGCUCUGAUUUGAUGGCCCGAGUUGUUUCAUGGAUUGGUGGGGAUGGAUUCAAUUCUGAUAUGCGUCUGUAUGAUCUCUGUCAUGUGAUUUGUUGUUUGCUCCAAUUGAAUGAAUGGUUUCUCCAAAUCGGGAACGAGAAUGACUCUUUUUUGUUGUUUACUGCUAAAUUUAGGAUCUUUCUGCAUCUGGGGAUCGUAAAGUUGGAACCUUUGUUUGAUCUGGGUUGCUGGGAUGCUGUUGAAGGGAUAAUUGUGUGUUUCUUACCUUUAGUGAUCUCAGAUCCUGGUGAUAUGAGAUAUUCUGAAUCUUGUUAAAUUGUCUGAACUCGAAAAUUCUCAUCGACCCCGUUCUUAAACUGGGAAAAUUAGUUGGAAAAAGAGAUGUAAUUGGAUAAAAACCAUGAUAUACCAUUGAGCAUUGUUAGCUGUGUGGAAACCUCUGAAGAUGUUAGCCUGGCCUUUAGAGUAGACAAGUUCUUGUUAUCUAUCCUGCCAUUUUCGAUACUGACUCUGUAACCUGAUCCUCAAAGCCCAGUCUGGUGACUCAUAGAUGUUGACACCUUACUUCUUGGUGCAUUGUUUACUGUUUUUGGUAGAGUUAUGUGGGAAUUUCAUUGUGUUGGUUCUGAUAUUUUCUUCUCGGUUUGGCAUUGCGAUCUUGUGAGUUUAGCCAGAUCUGGCUGCUUCUUACUUCAAGAGUAUUCACAUUCUUUAAUUUAUCAUGUUUGCAUAAUAGGUGUGUUUGCGUGGAUUUGUGCGCACAUAUUCAUUGCUUCAAGUUUUGCUAUCAACAGUUUUAAGCUUUGGUUGGUCAAAUUAUAUGUACUGCCUGUGUUUGUAAGACUCUUCUGAGUCACUGAGCAUAUUGAUCAUGGAUGCAGAAGAGAAACUUCUUGAACCAGAUAGCAUGAAGGAGCGGGAUGCUGCCACUAUAGGUCAUCCGAGGGACGCGGCUCAGUUUGGAUCUUUUGGCUCCAUUGGAGAUCAAACCGUCUAUCCUCCAAAUAUGUAUGCCCCUCAGCCUCAGGCUUUCUAUUACAGAGGUUAUGAAACUGGUGAAUGGGAUGAAUUUUCUCCUUAUGUCAAUGCUGAAGGAAUGGACAUGGGAUCUGCAGGCAUCUAUAAUGAGAAUCCUGCUCUUGUAUUCCAUGGUGGAUAUGGGUAUGGGCCACAAGUUCAAUAUGGGCCAUAUUCUCCAGUCACACCACCUUUACCUUCUGUAGGUGGAGAUACACAGUUGUACCCUCCUCAACAAUUCCAGUUUUCAGGCCCCCCUUAUUACCAACAGCUUGGUCCUCCUAAUAUGCCAUACAUUCCCCCCCACGCACCUGUUUCACAGCCUGAAUUCAAUACCUUGCCACCAAUGGAUCAUCAAGGUGAGAACAUGCUUUCUAGACCAAGGCCUACUUACCCUCAUACCUCAGGAUCUUUUGGUAGAGGCAACGCUCCUGGCAAUCUUGGUGGUCUUGGUUUUCAUGAGGUGUUUGAUGGAUUAAGGUCUGGGGGAAUAUGGUCAGAUUACUCAAAGCCCUCUGAUAGGCACAGGCCUUUUACUCCCUACUCGCCUGCAGUAUCCCCGCAACCAACCGCUCCUUUCGGGUCAUUUGGGAAGAAUGUUGGAAUGGCACCUCAACAACAAAGAUCUUUUUAUGGCUUUGGCUCUGGUUCAAGUUCCUUUGGUAGAGGUCAUACAUAUGGUGGUUUUAAUCAAGGGCCCAGCUUGGGAAAUGCAUCCUUUAAGGGUGUGGGGACAAACAAUCGUGGUUGGCUUUCCUUAGAUAAUAGUAGAUGGCGUGGAAAUAACGGUGUUUCUCUGUGUGGCUGCAAUGGCAACCUUGAUAUCCUUAGUGAGCAAAACCGAGGACCAAGGGCCUCAAAGCCUAAGAAUCAAAGCACAACAGAGCAAACUGGUGCUUCAGUCGACAUUACCAAAUGCAGCAAAUCAUCUCCAAAGGUCAAUGACGACUCAUACAACCGACAGGAUUUCAUUACUGAAUAUAAGGAGGCAAAAUUCUUCAUCAUCAAAUCAUACAGUGAAGAUAAUGUCCACAAGAGCAUUAAAUAUGGCGUUUGGGCUAGCACACCCAAUGGAAACAAAAAAUUGGAUGCUGCUUAUGCUGAAGCAAAGAAAGCAGAUCCUUGUCCACUUUUCCUCCUAUUUUCAGUUAACGCCAGUGCUCAGUUCUGUGGAGUUGCUGAAAUGACUGGACCAGUAGAUUUUGAUAAGAGCGUGGAUUACUGGCAGCAGGAUAAAUGGAGUGGGCAGUUCCCUGUUAAGUGGCACAUUAUAAAGGAUGUUCCCAAUAGUCAAUUUCGCCAUAUAGUUUUGGAGAAUAACGAUAACAAGCCUGUCACUAAUAGUCGGGACACGCAGGAGGUGAAACUCGAUCAGGGCAUCGAGAUGUUGAACAUAUUCAAGAACUAUGAGACAGAGAUGUCCAUCUUGGACGACUUUGACUUUUAUGAAGGCAGACAGAAAGCACUGCAAGAAAGGAAAUUCAGACAGCAGCAAGUGACUCCCAUUCCUGACACUGCUGUUCCAGAAAAUGAACAGAGAAAGGCAGUGAGCCCUCCCGGUACUUUUAUCAAGCAGAUGUCCAAGAGCUUUGCUCAGGUGGUGCGCUUAGACGAUGAUGCCAGCAAACAAAGCUGCAAUGCAGGUGAGGCAGCUGUCCCCGUCCCAUCAGAUGGUUCCAUGGGUGCCAUGGGGUUCCCACACCUCGAAGAAGUCGUGACGACGGCAGUCUCCACUGCUGCUGAAACUACCGGUGGGUAGGAACAUACGUGAUGACAUCCUCGAUAUCCCAUCCAGACGAUCGUUCUGGCAUGAGGUGGUUGUUUGGGCAGAGGAUUGUCAUUAGCGUGGUGCAUGAAGCGAUGACAGACAGUGUUCUGCAAGUUUGUCAUGUCCGAUCUUGUGAGAAGGUAGUUUUUGGCUUUGCUGCUCUUAUUAGUUUUGUGAUGGUGUCUCAGGUUUCCAGUUUGUUUGGUUUCUUUAAGUUUUGGAAGUGUUAGAGCUUGGCAUUAUGAGUUUCUCCAUGUGUAAUAUAAUGCAAUUUGAGCAUUCAGGUAAAAUGGUUUUGCUUUUUCCCCCCCGGACUCACCCCUUUCAAUGCACUGCGUUUGCUGUUCUGCUGCUUUUAGAUAAUGUAGCAAGUGUAGACGAAGGUUUCGAAAGUCUGGUUUUUUUUUAAGAGACAUCAUCAAGUAAUGGAUUAUAUGACACUGCCCGAGAAAUUGGUUGAAUGGUUAUAUGGAUUUCAUGAAAAAAUUAAAUUUUGUAAGUAAAUAAGAUUAAAAUCUAUGCUUAAUUAAAAAAAACUUGCUUGAAAAUAUGGUAUAUGUAGUUAUGUACUUACUUUGUAGUUUGUACCAAUUUUUCUGGUAACAUCCUCGAUAAAGAUACACCAUCCAAAGGAAAAGUCUGCCUUCUUUUAAUAUGCGCCUUUCCCAUCAUUUUCAUAGCUCCUUAAACGUAUAGGUUACCACAAAUAUAUAGUGAAGGUUUAUCAUAAUUGUUCUCGUUUUUCCGACGAAGAUAUUGUCCUUUUGGGUUUUAACCCUCAUUGUUUUCGACUUGGAGUGCAAUUCAAUGUGACUUCCCAUAAGGUCACUCAUCCUUGUUGUACUCCACACUGAGCACGUUUAACUUCGGAGUUCUCACAAAAACUCUUCCAUUACACCCCAAAACGCGUCUUGUCAGUUAAGACCGGUUUCCUACUUAUGAACCAUGGAUCUCUCCCGUGUUUUGUUGAUGUGGGAUUCGCCUAAGGUGUUACAGGAACUUGAAGAAAUAAAUAAAAUGAAACGACAUCCACAAGUUUAAUUUUGAAAUAAUUGCAGAGAAUCGAUUGUCUCCCCCUCGUCCCCAUUUUUGGGUGGUGGGAAAUAGGGGUGAGAAAAUGAAUUAUAAUUGAGAAUCCAAUCUAAUUAAAAUUUGAACUUUAAGGAUUUUCAAUAAAUAUGAUAAUUGAACCCGAAUAUUGUGGAUAAUAGAUGGCCAUAGUUUUUAUAGUAUUCAUUGCCAACUCGUUUGAUUGCACACAUGUAUAUGUGUAUUUAAAAUAGUCAUUAUUUUUCUUAAAAUAUUUUAUACUUAUUAUACAUAUAUGAAAACUUAUAUUGUUCAAACUAAUUUUGUUCAUCCUAGUAAUUUAUUGUUAUAAUUGUUCUCUUAUGUAAUGUCAGUAGUGGUGGAGUUAGAAAUCUAAAUGAAGGGGAGGAGGGAGGACUCUUUUGAUUUGUGGUAAUUGGAGAGGGGGUUAAAGUCUUGCCGACUACUCAAUUAUUCAAAUUUUGUUACGAAUUUUGCAUGUGAUUUUAAAUAAAGAUCUCCUCCUGGCUUUAACCUCGCUCCGCCAUGGAAUGUCAAUAUAGGUGUAAUUCUUGUGUCGGUUGAAGCUAUAAAGAAAAACGAUUAUCCAUUGGAUAAUCAUGAAUAGCGAAAUCCAAUCUUAUGUAAUAUGAUUUUAAUAUUCUACCCGAUUUUUGUAUAAUUAUCGAUAAAAUUCAAACUAUUUU
This is a messenger RNA of Linum trigynum, 4999 nucleotides long. The record is from the annotation of a GenBank genome assembly. NCBI's taxonomy places the organism in Eukaryota, Viridiplantae, Streptophyta, Magnoliopsida, Malpighiales, Linaceae.